Messenger RNA from Mus musculus (house mouse), 1048 nucleotides. RefSeq names its product predicted gene, 20599. The record is from RefSeq and is a predicted model, not a curated record. Lineage: Eukaryota; Metazoa; Chordata; Mammalia; Rodentia; Muridae. Bases 1 to 642 code for a protein of 213 amino acids. The transcript is spliced from 2 exons.
AUGGCUCAGCAGUGUGAAAGGAGUCAGAGUGCAGAGAAACACUCCGAAUAUACUCAAUGUGGUAAAGCCUUUGCUUUCCAUGCUCACAGUCAUACCCAGAGGCAUGAAAGGAUUCAUACAGAAAAGAUCCCCUCUGAAGUUAUUCACUUUGUUGAAGACUUUUUACCUUACACAAGUCUCCAAGUACAUAAAAGAACACAAACUGGACAGAAACCCUAUAAAUGUAAACAAUGUGGUAAAGGAUUUGCAGAGCCCAGUCAUCUUAAAAGACAUGAAAGAAUUCAUACUGGAGAGAAACCCUUCAAAUGUAGUCAAUGUGAUAAAGCCUUUUCACAACACAGUAAUCUCCACAUUCAUAGAAGAACACAUACUGGAGAGAAACCCUACAAAUGUAAUGAAUGUGAUAAAGCUUUUUCACAACACAUUCACCUCCAAAAUCAUAGAAGAACACAUACUGGAGAGAAGCCUUACAAAUGUAAUCAAUGUGACAAAGCCUUUUCUGAGAAAUGUAAUCUCCAAGCACAUAUAAGGAUACAUACUGGAGAAAAACCCUACAAAUGUAAUCAAUGUGAUAAAGCCUUUUCCCAAUACAGUAAUCUCCACAUUCAUAGAAGAACACAUACUGGAGCCUUACAAAUGUAAUCAAUGUGACAGAGCCCUUUCUGAGAAACAUCGUCUCCAAACACAUAUAAGAAUUCAUACUGGAGAGAAACCCUUCAAAUGUAAUGAAUGUGAUACAGGCUUCUCCCAAUAGGUACUCUCUACAUUCAUAGAAGAACACAUACCAGAGAGAAACCCUACAAAUGUAAUGAAUGCGAUAAAGCCUUUUCACAACACAGUUAUCUUCAAAUUCAUAGAAGAAUACAUACAGGAGAUAAACCCUACAAAUAUAAUGAAUGUGAUAAAGCCUUCUCUGGGAAACAUAGUCUCCAAACACAUAUAAGAAUACAUACUGGAGAAAAACGCUUUAAAUGUAAUGAAUGUGAUAAAUGCUUUUCCAAAUACGGUCAUCUCCAAACUCAUAGAAGAACACAUACCUGAGAUGAAC